AUGAUUUUGAAGACGGUGCUGCAACAUCAUCACUACCCGCGGCAUCCUGAGGAGUGGAAAGCGGCACCGCAGCAGCUCCAACAGCAACACCAGCCGCGUCCACCACUCGAACAGCACCAGUGCCCGGGUUAUAACCAUCUGCAAUCCCAACAACAGCAACAGCAGCAAAAGCAACAGCAGCAGACGCCUAGUGCCAGCUCAGCAGCUGGCGCACGGAGGAGCCUCUUCGGCUCUUUCGCCCUAGCGGAAGGCAGUGGCAGCGCUGCGGACGGCGCAGGGCAACAACACCUCCAGAAUCAACAGCAGCAGCCGCAGCGCGAGCAGUGGUAUCAGCAUCAUUGCUCAUCAUCACCCCCGCCGCCUCCGGGAAAGUACGGCAGCGGCGAUGUGCUGCUCGCUACGCCGGCUGCAGCAGCCAAGCCAGGGGCUGCACCACUGACGCCCUGUCCUGGGGCCCACAACCAUUACAGCCAGUACGGCAACUACUACAAGUCACCACAGCCGGGGCCGCCGCCACCGCCGCCAGCGGCGGCGGCGGGACCGCGUUCCGGAGCCUCCUUGAUGUCGUCGCGGGCGGCGGCGGCCGACUGCUGCCGUGGAGGUGGGAGCGGCGGCGGCGGCAACGGCGACGAUGACGUGGCGGCGGCUGCUCGCCGUCAGGGUGCGGAUCUUGUGGUGAUGGCGGACCUGUUGAUCGGCCGGUGGCGGGAGCGCUGUGUGGCCGCGGAGGAUGCGGUGGGGGGGCUCCAAUUGGAGUUGCGUCUGGCGGGACGGCGGGUUUCGGAUCUGGAGGCCGCGCUGAGGUCAGCGGUUUCGGAGCUUGACGCCGCAAAGGAGCGGGCGGCCGCGGCAGAGCGGGCGUGCAGCGAGAGAGACGGUGAGACGCAUGCUGAACAAAGGGAGCGUGUGGCGGAGGCGGCGCGGCGUGCAGCGGAGGAGGCGGAGGCGGCCGCGGCGGCGGCGCAGGCAGCGGCACGGGAGCAGGCGGCGGAGGCGGAACGCCGUGCCCAGUCAGGCUGCUGGGUGGCGGAGGCGGAGGUCUCGCGCCUGACGGCGUCCGCCGCCGCAGCGGAGGCGCGCAUCGCCGCAGAGGCGGAUACUGUACGACAGCUCCGGGAGGAAGCUGAUGGGGCCGCCGAGGCGCACCGGGGCGCGGAGGCGGCUUUGCGAGCUGAGGUAGCGGCGGCGCGCGCGGCGGCGGAGGCGGCGGAGGCGCAAAGGUUCAAUUUGGAGCGGUCCGUGACGGAGGCGCGGGCGCGGGCGGAGGCGGCGGAAGCGGCGGCAGAGCGGCAGCGACGCGCCGCGACAGAGGCGCGGGAGCAGCUGGUGGAUCUGAACCGCCAGUUGGCCGAGUCGCGGGCUGAGGCGGCGGCGCUGGGGGCGGCCGUGGCGGAGGGCGGUGCGGAGCUAGCAGCGAAGCGGGAGGCGGUGUCGGAGCUGCAACGCGAGCUGAGCCGCAGCGGUCUCGCGGCUUCGGCGCUCCGGACCCAGCUGACGGAGGUGGUGGGGACGAGAGCUGAGUUGGCGGCACGGAUUUCGGAGCUUGAAGCGCGGCUGGCGGAGGCGACCGACCGGGGCUGUGCGCUGCAGUCGGAAGUGGAGUCCCUGGGCGGCAAGCUGCUGGAGGCAGCCGGCGAGAUGGGGGCGCUGCAGCGGCGCUGCGAGGGGACGGAGGCGGCUGCGGCGGCUGCAGCGGCGGAUGUGGCCCGGCUGGCGGGUGAGGUGGAGAUGGGGGCCCAGCUGACGGCUCAGCUGCAACGAAGGAUUCAGUGCAUGUGUGGUCAGGAGGAUGCCCUGGCGGCACAGUCGUUAGAUACGUUGGAAGCGCUGGCGGCGAUGUCGGAGGCCGCGCUGCCGCGAGUACGGCACGCGAUUGUGGCGGCGCGAGUGGCGGCGGCGCGGUCGGAGGCUGUGGAAGCAGCUGCGUGCGCGGUGUGUUUGACGGCGGGGCGCGACACGUUCCUUAACUGCGGUCACAUCAUUUGUCGCAUGUGCGCCGAGAGAGUGGAUCGGUGCCCCAUUUGCCGAGCGGACAUCUACAACCGAUCCCGGGCCUUCGUGUAA
This is a messenger RNA of Volvox carteri f. nagariensis, 2064 nucleotides long. RefSeq lists its product as uncharacterized. The transcript has 12 exons. The coding region runs from base 1 to 2064 and encodes 687 amino acids. NCBI's taxonomy places the organism in Eukaryota, Viridiplantae, Chlorophyta, Chlorophyceae, Chlamydomonadales, Volvocaceae. The record is from RefSeq and is a predicted model, not a curated record. Gene Ontology annotation, biological process: endoplasmic reticulum to Golgi vesicle-mediated transport; transcytosis; intracellular protein transport. Gene Ontology annotation, cellular component: ER to Golgi transport vesicle membrane; Golgi stack; endoplasmic reticulum.